Notolabrus celidotus (New Zealand spotty) is the source of this 2924-nucleotide messenger RNA. RefSeq names its product MORC family CW-type zinc finger protein 3-like. Bases 28 to 1749 code for a protein of 573 amino acids. Lineage: Eukaryota; Metazoa; Chordata; Actinopteri; Labriformes; Labridae. The record is from RefSeq and is a predicted model, not a curated record. Gene Ontology annotation, molecular function: zinc ion binding; ATP hydrolysis activity. Gene Ontology annotation, cellular component: PML body; nucleus. The transcript is spliced from 18 exons.
UGUGGUGUCUGGUUCCUUAAUGACAAAAUGACAGCGCCAACAGGAAACGGUGUCCCGAUAAGUACGCUAAGUCCCAAGUAUCUUCAUUCAAACUCCACCAGCCACGCCGGGCCCUUCAGUGCCAUUGCUGAGCUCAUAGACAAUGCCUAUGAUCCGGACGUCUGUGCCAGACAGAUCUGGAUUGAUGUUCCUUUUCUCAGAGGUCAACAAAUCCUCAGCUUUAUGGAUAAUGGAAAUGGGCUGGACUUUAAAACCAUGCAUAAGAUGCUCAGCUUUGGCUACAGUGACAAGAGUCCUGUGAAGGGCAGAAAGCCAAUUGGUAUGUAUGGCAAUGGGUUCAAGUCUGGAGCUAUGCGUCUUGGAAGAGACGCCAUCGUCUUCUCGAAGUCAAAGAGCACUUCCUGUGUUGGUAUGCUCUCUCAGACUUACCUGGAGGACACUCAAGCUGAGCAUAUUGCUGUACCUAUUGUCUGCUUUGAAGGGAGUGAACCAAACCUCAGUAUCAGAGAGGAUCAACGAGUCAGUCUGGAAGCGAUCCUGAAGUAUUCCCCUUUCAGGACAGAGGAAGAGUUGUUCACAGAGAUCAGAGCCAUCACUUCCCCUGGGACCAACACUAAAACUGGCACACGGAUCAUCAUAUGGAAUCUCCGCAGGACAUCUGUUGGAUCAACAGAGCUUGAUUUUCAGACAGAACGUUAUGAUAUCCAGUUUCCAUCUGAUUUUCCUGAGUCUACGGACGACAGUAUUCAACAGGCAGGCAGAGUGGCAUCACACAUCCCCAAGAGUUCUUACUCACUGCGGGCAUAUUGCAGUCUCCUCUACCUGAAGCCUCGGAUGCAGAUCCUUUUACGAGGAACAAAGGUGGACUCUCGGCUCAUCGCGAAGAGUCUGGCCUACACCAAAAAAGACUUCUACAAGCCAGCUUUCCUGAACAAAAAAAUUUCCAUCACUUUUGGUUACAACACCGAGAGUAAACACCAGUAUGGUUUUAUGAUGUACCAUAAGAACCGGCUCAUUAAAGCCUAUGAGCGUGUGGGCUGCCAGCUGAAGACCAACUACCAGGGCGUUGGGGUCAUUGGGAUCAUAGAGUGCGGUGAAUUUCUGGAGCCUACCCACAACAAACAGAGCUUCAAUGAGACAGAUAAGUACAGGAGAACCAUGAUCAAUUUGGGGAUAAAACUGGACGAUUACUGGAAGGAAAUGUCCCACAGGAGACAGGAAAAACAUCCAAGCGACACCACACCAGUAGAAGAUACUGUUAAGCUGCCGGAUCAAACGUGGGUGCGCUGUGAGGACUGUUUAAAAUGGCGCAAAGUACCUGAUGGAUUUAAAACCAAAGCAUCAGAUAAAUGGACCUGCAGUUUGAACCCUGAUCCUGAAUUCAGAGACUGCGACGUGGAGGAGGAACUUGAGGACUCUGAGGAUGAGCAGUCUGGAUACAAAAAGACGUAUAAACAAUCGAAAAAGCCCAACCAAAAGAAGCAGAGGGAGCAAAAACAAAAGGAACAAGUGCGUUUGGUUGUUGUGGCCAAAGAAAAGGAGGACCCCAAACUACAGCUGGAAGAAAUGACCCCGUCCAAAGCCUCACCCAGCCACACUAACACAGGGAGAAAUAGAUCUGAGUCACCACAGGAAGGUGCUGCAACAGCUAGUCCCUACCAGUUGAGGUCCUCCAUCCCACAAGUUGACUGCAGCUCCCCAAGAAGCAGCUGGGAGUCAGUCGAUGUUAGCCCCCCCCCCAAGGGCUAAAAGAACGCUUCCUCAAAAACCAACAGCAACCAAAAGACUGAGAGUUGAAAACCCCAGUCAGCAUCCCUCUGAGGCAUUGAAUAUGAGAGAUGAGGACCAGAGUAUAGAUGUGGACGUCCAUGCCCCCUGCACUGAGACACAUCAUCAAGAUACUGAAGAAGCUGCUGGACCUUCUUGGGCAGGUGUCUGUGAUGAAGAUCACACUCAGGUUCACAUGCCAGAGUCCAUGCAGUCAAACAGAAUCUCAGAUGAGGUUGAAAAAUUUACCCAACAGCUUCAACACAUGCAGAGCAGACUGCAGGAGCUGGUGGAAACAGAGGGGGGCUGCAACCACAGCCAGUUUGAGAGAGCCAUUCAGAAAUUCAAUGAGCUGAUUGUUUUACUGAAAACUGUUCCGACCCAGCACAAUACUGCCCCAGGUGAAGAAAGGGACAUGGUUGAUAAAGCGCUGCAGGUUGGAGGUCUGCUCCAGGGGCAUGAUCCGUUCAAGAAAGAAAGGGAUUAACUGCACUCAUAGUUUGGAUUAGCUUCAGCUCAUCGAGUGCCUUCUGGUCUCCUUUGUGCCGGCUCUGAACCUGGUCUGAGUGAAUCCUGAGAGUGAUGUUGAGAUGCUACAACAUGUGCUGUGUGAUGUGGAGUCCUUUGCACCUGAACGUGGAGCUGAAUGAGAAAUCAGCAGAUAUAUAAACCCUGAGUUAUAAAGCUGAUGGAGCAUAUAGCUGAGUUUAUGUGCCUCAUAUAUUAAAAUACAAACAGUCAGGGUUAAUGGUUUAUACUUAUCUAACUAUGGGUGCUGGUUUACAUUUUUUAUUGAUAUACAACUUCACUGUUUCUGAUUGAAUCUCAUUAUUUACAUGAAAACAUGUCUGCAUGUAAAGUUUCUAGAUAGAAUCAUGAAUCAUAAAUCCAUCAUUCUAAUGUAUCUGUCAGCUGUUUAAUAUUCAGUCAGUCAGUAAAUCUGCUCUGUUUUUCAGAUGUCUUUAGAUCUUUUCCUCUUGGGUUUGAAUGUUUUUAUGGAUCCUGCCAAAUAUGUGAUUAAAACCUUGGUGGUGUGUUGUCGUUGAUAUCCUAAUGCACCUUUGAUCAGACAAACCUGUAAGAUACAGCUGACUGCUUGCUUAUUGUAUGUUUCUGGGUGAUACAAAAUAAAACUUGUCUGAAAUAGUGAACAAGAA